AUGCGCCACAUAAAUUCCCGUAUAAGGAGGCGGCUGUUCACAGAAGAUGUUACAGAAGAAGCAAGAAGAGAUAAUACAGCUAACAUUCUUCUAGAACUAAUUAAAAUGGACCAAGAGAAGAACAAAAAGAAAUAUAACUUUGACUUCAAGAACGAAGUACCCUUAGAAGGGGCUUACGAAUGGACAAAAGUCGAUGGCUAUUUCGACUGGGCUGGUGAAAAUAAAACGCACAUUGAAAACGAAAUUCCAGGUGAAAAAACUAGUAUAGAUAUAAAAGAAGUUAACGAAGCAACUCCCAGAAUGAAAACAGAAGAAAAACAACCGGCUUUAAGAAAAAGAAGAAUAGAUUCGGAAUGUAACUUCGAUAAUGCUGUGAGGCGUAAGAUCGAUUUUUAA
Messenger RNA from Danaus chrysippus (African queen), 396 nucleotides. Lineage: Eukaryota; Metazoa; Arthropoda; Insecta; Lepidoptera; Nymphalidae. The record is from the annotation of a GenBank genome assembly.